Scomber scombrus (Atlantic mackerel) is the source of this 1214-nucleotide messenger RNA. RefSeq names its product zinc finger protein 708. Gene Ontology annotation, molecular function: DNA-binding transcription factor activity, RNA polymerase II-specific; RNA polymerase II transcription regulatory region sequence-specific DNA binding. Bases 146 to 1195 code for a protein of 349 amino acids. The record is from RefSeq and is a predicted model, not a curated record. Gene Ontology annotation, biological process: regulation of transcription by RNA polymerase II. The transcript has 2 exons. NCBI's taxonomy places the organism in Eukaryota, Metazoa, Chordata, Actinopteri, Scombriformes, Scombridae. Gene Ontology annotation, cellular component: nucleus.
GGAAAACGCAGGAAAUGAAAUGCGAUCCGACAAUUUCCCCGUUGUGAUGUGAUGCUUACAAGAUAUAACACGUUUAACCCCAUUUUCUGUCAAACAAUGAACACGAUGUCCCCAUGAUGUGUCACAAAGCCCCACUUCUCCCACUAUGGUUGUAGAUGGCACCAUGCUGGACAAAACCAGUGAUAAAGUCCAACGGACUGGGCGUUGCUCAGACUGUGGAUGCAGUCUCACCCUACCAGAGCCAGACUCUGACCCUGAAUCAACCAACACUUCAACCACAUCUAAACAGCAACGCGUGCACAAAAUAGACAGUCCUUCUAAGUGUCCAUCCUGCCAGGCGGGCAGCAGCCUCCCCAACAGUCGACGGCCACACCGGCGCACCCGCCUCGACCCUCACAGCUGCUCCCUGUGCCCCAAAACCUUCAUCUCCUCAGCCCACCUGAGCCUUCACCUCGCCUCACACAACAAAGAAAGGAAGUUCAGAUGUAACAUCUGUGGAAAGUAUUUUCAUCAGUCCUCCCACCUGGUGGCACACAAGACUAUCCACAGCGGGGACAGGCCGUUUAAAUGCCCAGAGUGUGGUAAGACCUUCGGCCGGGCCUCGCAUCUGAAGACUCACCGUCGACUUCACACUGGCGAGAAGCCCUUCAAGUGCACCUUCUGUGACAAGUCGUUCACCCAGAAGGCUGGGCUCCUGGCACAUGUUCGCCUGCACACAGGGGAGCGACCGUACAAGUGUGAGCAGUGUGGUGAGGGUUUCCGCUCUUUGUCACUUCUGCACUCUCACAAGGAGUCCUCCGGGCAGGAAAAGCCAGCAUCGACAGCAACGCUCAACCAUCCCCAGAACACACAAAGUAGCUCUGAGGAUCUAAAGUGUGGCGUCUGCUGCCGCACCUUUGUACGAUCGUCAUACAUCAGGCUGCACAUACACCUCAACAAGGGACAGCGGCCCUAUCACUGCAAAGUAUGCAACAAGACCUUUGUCAAGCUGGAUACGUUUGUAAACCACUGUGAUAAACACUUAAGGCAGAAAAAGGAUAAAAACAAGCAAGUUAAAGACAAAGUGGUUAAACCUCCUAUGUUUGUCCCGCUCUCCAGGCCUCCUUCUCCUGAAUCCUCCUCACCCUCCCAGCCUUUAUCCUCUGAGAUCAACACACGCUCCAGAGCCAAAGUCAAGAGCAAAACAGAGCCCUGAUCAACAAGGGCGCAUCCAG